AUUUAUUGGUGUGUUCCUAGGUUUUUGAUAUCUGUUGAUUUAUUUUUUGUUGUUGUUGUUUUGUUUGGAUUCCUUGAUGGUAUUUUCUUGUUGGUUAUUUAUUUAUUUUGUUUGUCUAUCAUAUUUUGUUGGGGUUAAUUGGUGGUUGAUUUGUGGGUUUGUUUCAUUGGAUGGCACCCUGGGCACCUGCAAUAUAUUUGGGUGGGCGGUGCUCAGGGGACCAGCAUGCACCGGGGUGGGCCUAUGGUUUUGUACCAGAGCAAGAGAGGCAAUAGGAAAAGGCCCUUGUUCCUUUUUUAUUCGUUUUGCUUGCUUGGUAAUAAAAGGAAAGAAGAAACGGAACAGGAUUGUUUGGACUGACUCUUUUGCCUGCGUGAAACAAACCCAUGGUGCAUCAGUGGCCGUUUGAUUAUAGGUUACGUUUAUUGUUUUGGAGAAGGACAAAUAGCCACUACACAAAGUACAAAACCCGCCCUUGGAUAAAGAAAAGAACCCAUCAAUAAUGGACUCGUUGGACUCUUUUGGACCUUGGAUGAACGAAGCUCACGAAUUGUUUUAUUCAUCUCCCAUCUGAAAUCGUGUUAGCUUCAAACUACGCCUGGCCCACACCAGCGACACACUCAGCUUGGCCAUCAGAAACUGGUAUGUGUUACUGCAAAAGCUGCAUUGGAAAACGGUGAUAACUCUGAGUUAAGUCGGCUAUUAAGCGCUACUUUACGCAGAAGUGCUGGCGUAUUUCAUUCAUUAAAUCUACAACUCCAGUGCGCAUCUAUGCUUGCAAGAGUGGCUGUGCUGCCAGUGAGGAUUAUAUUUGGCCUUUUACCCCCUCGCCUUCUGAAUUAAAUGGAAUGGUUGACGGACUAUAUGAUUAAAGAUGUCUGAUGUUAAUACAGGGUCUCAGAAGGAUGUUGAAAUACCAGCAACAAAAAGGAAUAUUAAAUGGACAUCGAAAGGAUUGAGUUUUUACAUAAAAACGUGUCAAGACAAAAGGAGUGUCAAAUGUAGACAAGCCAAAGGGUAUAUGGAAAAAAUCCGUGAGUUGAUGGAAUCAAACGAAAACGUGAAAACAGUUAAUUCUGAACUUUGUAAGUUUAUUGGUUGUUAUCAAGACGCCCAUGACGUGCAUGAAUCGUUCAUGGAUUUACCUUUACCAGAAGAUGAAGCUGCAAAGCAAACGGGUUAUUUUCAAGCAAAAAUGACAAUGUACUGUGAUUUUACCGACAAGGUAAAGGCAUGGUUAAUUGAAGCCGGAAAUCCAUAUGUGCAGCCGAAUAAAGAAUGUCCUGAUCAGGAUGUUGCAGAUCUGGAGGAAAUAAAUCCUGAAGACAGUGCUUCUAACAUAUCACGUGCAAAAUCAAAGUCUUCCAAGCAUUCACAGGUAUCACGCAUUUCUUCUACAACAUCUGCACGCAUAAAAGCUGAAGCGGAUAAAGCGGCACUAAUGGAGCGUGUUGCCGCGCUGAAAAGGAAACAUCUAAUUGAAGCUCAGGAGGAACAGUUAAGGAAGCAAAAGGAGCAGCUGGAACUCGAAACAGAAUUGGCAGCAACAAGUGCAAAACUUCAUGUAUUGGAAAUCAACUCAUCUCAAUGUGGUUCAAAUCGAUCCGAUGGCAUGAACUCUUAUUUUGAAAGGAACUGUCAAAGCACAAGUAAACUCAACCCAGAUGCCGACACAUUCCUGCCGAAUAAAAAGGAUGCAAAGGACAACGUUUUGAUGCCUUAUUCUAUAUCUCAACCACAGGUUGUUGGUUCCAAACAAAGGUCACAUACCCAAAGGAAUGAAAUGUUAAUUAAUGCUGAGGUUCCAACUCAAGCUGCACAAAGAAGGAAUGAAACUCAAACUCAUCCAACUGACAUUACCACCAUAAUGCAAAGACAAAAUGACAUCACUUCCCUCCUGGUGCAGCAGAAUCUAUCCUCGGCCCUUCCAUCAAGAAAUAUCCCAGUGUUUGAUGGAGACCCUUUUCAAUACAGGUCUUUCAUUAGAGCCUUUGAAAAUGGAGUGGAGGAGAAGACGGCUAAUUGGAACGAUCGUUUGCACUUCCUUGAACAAUACACCAGGGGGCAGCCAAGAGACCUAGUGCAAAGUUGUCAGCACUUACCUGCGGAGCAAGGAUAUUGCAGAGCCAAAAAUCUUCUCGCCGAACACUUUGGAAAUGAGCAUAGAAUUGCCACUGCUUAUAUGGAAAAAAUUCUCAACUGGACACCUGUUAAAAGUGAGGAUGUUAAAGCACUACAGUCAUUCUCCCUUUUUCUUAGAGGAUGCUCAAAUCUGACAGAACAGUUUAUGUAUAUGAAAGAGCUGGACUUACCAUCUAACAUGAGGAGCAUCAUUCUUAAACUGCCAUACAAAUUACGGGAAAAAUGGAGGAAUGUUGCUUGUGAUUUGCUGGAGCGACGUGGUCAAAGAGCGGUAUUCACUGAUCUUGUCACCUUCAUUGAAAGACAAGUCAAAAUAGCCUCGGAUCCACUUUUUGGCAACAUUCAAGACUCGCAACGUACCAACUUCAAGGCUUCCAAUAGUAAUCACACAAACCAAAGGAAAAAGCAAAGCAGUUUUGCCACUAAUGUCACUGAAGUACAAGAUGGAGGUACAUCUCAACAUACAAUAACUCAAGCCAAAGUACCUUUCGUGCAAAAUUGUCUGUUUUGCUCUCAAAGCAGUCAUUCCUUGGACAAGUGCUCACAGUUUGAAGUGAAAGUACACCGGGAUAAAAUUACCUUUCUAAAGGAAAAGGGCAUUUGUUUUGGUUGCCUGAAGCUAGGCCACACAAGCAAAGACUGUAGGAGUCGUUUGGAUUGCAAUGUGUGUCACCAAAAGCACCCGGGAGUCCUUCACAUACACCGACAGGAUACAGGCACAUCCUCACCACAAAGGCCAAGUACUGUGAACCCUUCAAGUGUUUCUGCAAAGCUGUCUCAGACCUGUGGCCAUAUUGGGGCCGGUUGUGAAGAUGACUCUGUCUUUUCUAUUGUUGCAGUCAAGGUCAAGAGUCAGAAAAAUAAUCAAACUGUGCAAACAUAUGCCUUUUUGGAUCCAGGAAGCUCAGGUACAUUCUGCACAGAUACUCUGGCAAGGAAAUUGAACUUAAGAGGUAAAAAGGCAAGUAUUCUGCUAAGAACAAUGGGCCAAAGGAAAAUAGUAAAUGCUCAGAUUUUGUCAGGACUUGAAGUGUCUGGUAUGGAUGGGAAUGACUUCAUUGAGUUACCUGAUGUUCUAACCCAAAGGACUAUGCCUGUGUCUGCAGUAAAUAUCCCACGACAGGAGGAUGUGGAUCAAUGGUCUUAUCUGAAAGGUGUUAAGCUCCAUGACAUCGAUGCCGACGUCGAAUUACUUAUCGGUACAGAUGCCCCAAAGGUAAUGGAGCCUUGGGAGCUGAUAAACAGCCAGGAUGAAGGGCCCUAUGCAGUAAGGACCAGGAUUGGUUGGGCCAUUAAUGGUCCACUGCGCGGUGGAUCUGACGGUAGGGGUAAGAGUGUCUGUCCUACUGUAACAACAAACCGAAUCUCUGUUGAUCAUCUGCAAGAAAUGCUGGUUAAGCAAUACAAUCAUGACUUUAAUGAGAAAUCAUCAGAGGAGAAGAUUGAAAUGUCCAGAGAAGACAUCAAGUUCAUGGAUCUUAUGAACAAUACCGCAAACUUAAUAGAAGACCACUAUUGCAUCGACUUACCUUUCAGACAGGAAAAUCCCAUGAUGCCAAACAAUCGCUGUGUUGCAGAACAGCGCCUCCAGAGCCUGAAAAGAAAGUUCAAUAAAAAUGGACAUUUUAAGGAGGAAUAUGUCGCAUUCCUGAAUGACAUGAUCAAUAAAGGAUAUGCAGAAAGGGUACCUGAUGACCAAAUGAGACAAAGUGAUGGAACGCUUUGGUACAUCCCCCAUCACGGUGUCCACCAUUCAAGGAAAGGUAAACUGAGAGUUGUGUUUGACUGUGGAGCUGUGUAUAAAGGAACAUCUUUGAACAGCCAGCUCUUGCAGGGUCCUGAUCUUACCAGCUCUCUCAUUGGAGUCCUCCUCCGAUUUCGGCAAGAACCUGUGGCAGUAAUGGCAGACAUCCAAGCCAUGUUUCAUCAAGUUCGUGUCUCAGUCAAGCAUGUUGACUUUCUCCGCUUCCUCUGGUGGCCUCAGGGAGAUACUGCACAGUCUCCAGUAGAACAUCGAAUGAAAGUACAUCUGUUUGGGGCUGUAUCAUCACCAAGUUGCGCAAAUUAUGCUUUGCGGAGAACAGCAGAUGAUAAUGCACAACAUUUCUCUUCUGAUGUAGUGAACACAGUCAAAUGCAACUUUUAUGUGGAUGAUUGUUUGAAAUCCAUGGCAUCGGAAGAAGAGGCAGUGCAAAUGGUAAAGGAUUUGACUGCGCUUUGUCAGAAAGGAGGAUUCAAUCUUUCCAAGUGGAUCAGCAACAGCCGCAAAGUGCUAAUGUCAAUUGCAGAGGACAGCAGAGCAAAGGAGAUCAUGGACUUGGACUUGGAUACAGACCAACUUCCAGUAGAGCGAGCACUGGGACUACAGUGGUGCAUUGAAUCUGACAAAUUCAAAUUCAGGACGUCUGCAAAAGAACAGCCACAGACCAGAAGAGGUAUUCUGUCAGUGGUCAGCUCAUUGUAUGACCCUUUGGGAUUUUUAGCUCCAUUCAUUUUACCAGCCAAGUUGCUUCUCCAGGAACUAUGUCGGAGGAACCUGGGCUGGGAUGAAGCCAUAAUGGAGUUCUCCCGUAAGAAAUGGUCCAACUGGCUUGAAGAUCUCCAAAAGGUAGCAGAGUUUGAGGUGGAUCGCUGUUUCAAGCCCAGAGAAUUUGGAGACCACGUCGUUGCACAGCUUCAUCACUUUUCCGAUGCAAGUGAGGUUGGAUAUGGAACAGCAUCCUACUUGAGACUACAAACUAAUGGUAAAGUUUAUGUUUCAUUUCUCUUGGGAAAAGGUAGAGUUGCUCCACUCAAGCAGAUGACAAUUCCUCGCUUGGAACUCGUAGCUGCAGUUCUUGCUGUUAGGGUUGCUAAGCUGCUGCAAAAGGAGUUGCAGCUUCAACUGAAGGAAUCCGUUUUUUGGACUGACAGCACGACAGUCCUUAAAUACAUACGGAAUGAAACCAGCCGAUUCCACACCUUUGUGGCAAACAGAGCAGCUUACAUCCGAGAAGCAACUGAUGUGGAUCAGUGGAGGUAUGUGAGCUCUAAAGAGAAUCCAGCAGAUGAAGCCUCUAGAGGAAUGAGAGCUGAGGAUUUCCUAAAAAACAGGAGGUGGAUAAUUGGACCAGAGUUUCUCUGGAGGCCAAAAGAGGAAUGGCCUAAAUUGGAGGUGGAUCUUGAUGGAGUUCCUGUAGAUGAUCCAGAGGUUAAAAGGAACCUGAUGGUGAAUGCUGUUAUCAAGAUCCAGGAAAAUGCCACAACCAGCUUAAUCAGUUACUUUUCCAGUUGGACGAAGCUAAAAACUGCAGUUGCUUGGUUUUUAAAGAUCAAGAUGAUUCUCAAGAUUCUGUGCAGGAAGAGGAUGGAAUUUUCUGCUGUUCCAUGUCAAAAGGUUGAAGGAAGAAUGCAGAGUUUCAAGGUCACACUCAAAGGACAGAGUUUGACGCCCGAGGAUUAUGACAAAGCAGAGAAAGCAAUUGUGCAAUAUGAACAAAGAGAGAGGUUCAAGGUUGAGGCAAUAUUAAAUAACAGACCUAUCACAAAGGCUUCCGACGACCCGGAUGACCUUGAAGCACUCACUCCCAAUCACAUCCUGAUGUUGAAAGGCAAACCUAUCAUGCCACCAGGACUAUUUGACUCAAAUGAUCUGUACCUCAGAAAAAGGAGAGACAAAAGUGGACAAGGCCAAGAAGGAGUCUCACCACCGGAGACAUCGUCCUUGUGGCAGAUGCUGCGGCUCCAAGAGGAUCAUGGAUGAUGGGGAAAGUUUUGGAUGUCAAAUCGGAUGCUAAGGGACUGGUGCGCUCUGUGCGUCUUCAAACAAAGACCAGCAUCCUGGAGAGGCCAGUGACGAAGCUCUGCCUGCUAUUGGAAGCAGCAGU
Messenger RNA from Doryrhamphus excisus (bluestripe pipefish), 6008 nucleotides. The record is from RefSeq and is a predicted model, not a curated record. NCBI's taxonomy places the organism in Eukaryota, Metazoa, Chordata, Actinopteri, Syngnathiformes, Syngnathidae.